This is a messenger RNA of Solea solea (common sole), 3422 nucleotides long. Its product is annotated as ras-associated and pleckstrin homology domains-containing protein 1-like. Gene Ontology annotation, cellular component: membrane; extracellular region. The record is from RefSeq and is a predicted model, not a curated record. The transcript has 12 exons. Gene Ontology annotation, molecular function: lipid binding. Lineage: Eukaryota; Metazoa; Chordata; Actinopteri; Pleuronectiformes; Soleidae. The coding region runs from base 1564 to 3312 and encodes 582 amino acids. Gene Ontology annotation, biological process: lipid transport; lipoprotein metabolic process.
CAGGACAGCACGCAGCCAUUAUUGAUUUGAUUAUUUACAGCUGUGCAUUUCCUUCAGUGACAUUUUCAAAAUGUCUGUCAUGAUAAUUUUCCAAUAGUUUACCUUUGGCUUGACGUGUUGUCUUAUGUGUGAAAUUAUUAUUGAGGUGCUGGUAGAUAGGUGGGUUAUGUUAGCUUUAAACACAACUAGGCUAUGCUAUGUUAUGCUAAGCUAAUUAGCAGAAACACAGACGGUCGCAGGCUUCAUUUUCCAAUUAUUUUUUUAAAAUCUGACCCUGAAAACACCCAGUGAAGUUCUCAGUAAAUUGAAAUGAAAUUAUGAAUGUAUCCACACAACAGCCAAUUUACAUUUAGUCAGCUUCCCUCUGACUCAGGUCCAUGACGCGGCGUGAAAGCAGCUCACUUGGCCUGUUGAACAAGUUUCAGAUAUGAUCCUUUUAACAACGAAAACAUCAACUCUCUGGAAGACACAACCACACUUAUUCUCUCAUUUCUAUACAUUUUAAGACUUACACUGACUUCCUUUCACUUGGAUAGUCUAACCAAGGCCUCAUCAUUAACAUGAACCAUAACCAGUUAUGACAGUAAUCUGUUUAUGCCAGAAAACGUCCUAAAUAGGUCACAAACACACACACAAACACAGAGAGAGAGAGCGAGAGAGGAGAUUACUUUUAAUUACAUUCAUGCCCUGGAGACUACUCUAACUUCAACCAUGACCACCACAAUACCUACUUUUAAUGUGUGUGUGUACAAACAACAACCACAGGAGGUGAGGACAUUUUGUGAAAGUGAGGACUAUUACUGAAACUCAGCUCGUUCAUUUCCAUUUCCUCUUUCAAAAAUACUUUGUCUGUGACUGUUGCUCUUGCUUCUAAUGGAAUUCGCCGCAUAUUGCACAUUGUUAUGAUCAUACACUAUCGUAAAUCUGAUUUCUAUUCCUCCAUAAAUCUUUAUGUCGUCCUUGUCACUGUAAACAAGAACUGGUUCUGAGUUGACCUUACCUUAAAUAAAGGUUACAUAAAUGAAACCAAAACAAUAUGGCCGGUCCUCACACUCUGUCACACCUUAAAAUGGGUUAAGACUUGGCUUUGGGGUUAAGGUUAGGUAAAGGGGAAGGGUCAGGCAUGUGGUUGUGAUGGUUAAGGUCAGUGUGAGGGGCUAAGGAAUGCACUUAGUCUGAGUGUCCUCACUGAGCAUGCUGUACAAGAAUAAGCAUCUACACGUUCAAAUGACAUAUGUCCUCCUCUCCACUUGUGCAUUUACUUUGUCUGUUUGUUUAUUUUGCAAAACCGGAAUCCGCCCGGGUGAUUCUUCGUGGCUGUUGUCUUCUCUGAGGGAAAAAAAAAAUCACGCACACACACCCCUUCAGGCCCUUUAUUCUGACUACAUGUCAGAGAAUGAGGCAGACGAGAAGAAAGACAGAGGGAGGAGCAGGCAUCCAUGGCAUCUGCAGCUUGACAGGAGUUCAGGCAUGUGAGCGCACCGAAGGAGCGUUGGGCUUUCUUUUUACAGGAUUCACACUCAAAAACAUACAGUGGACAAAGAGGACACAGACACCGGAACAAUGACGCCACCGAAACCGCCCAGGAAAAGCCUGAUGAUGAAGUCUAGCAUCACCAACGGCUAUGACACUCUACCACCCGCCUAUGAAGAGCCUGAUGCACUGAAGCCUGCGGUCACAGACGAAGUUCAGCCAGAGUUCAGAGUCAAGCCUGUACCUCGUCCUAGAUCUAAAAUACUACCAAAACCUCCACCAAGUGACACCACCAACUCUGCUGUUGACUCUGGGAAUGAAACAAGCAGUGAAACUACCGCAGUGAGUUGCCAGCACGAUGAAGAGCCUGCACCAAGGCUCCAGCCUGUUCGUCCCCCUCCGAGACCACCGCCAAUCAGAUGUUUGACCUCCACUACGGCAGAUGUUUAUGGAGGCAGCCAGAACAGCAGCUCAAAUACUGAGACAACUGUGAAUCCCCCAGCUGUCCGUCUUGAGAAGAGGAAAAGUCUUCCACCUCCUGCACGCCCCCCGCCUCCUGCCAUCUACUAUGAGAGAGUACAGUCUAUGAGAGGGAUGCCCCGUAAGACGAACAGCGUUGACUCUCAGCAAUCCACAGUCUACUCCACACAGCAGACAGACUCAGCAGGUUUCCCUGAAGAGGUGGCCACUCCUUGUGAGACUUAUGCAGAAAAGGCCACAGACGCGACAGACAGACCCACAGUUCCACCUCGUCUACAUCACGUGUAUGGCCCGUCGCCUACACAGACCAGACCACCACCCCCUGCCUUCAACCCACCACCACCACCACCACCACCGUACUCAACAGGGACACAGUCAGAGUCAGUGUACAGUGAGAUAGAACAUCGGCCCUACCUGGAUGUUCUGCCAGAGGACGAAAAUACAACCACGUCAGUGAGGUCGAUGCCUCGAUCUGGACUACGCUACCAGAGUGGCUGCUUCUCUUCACGUCAUCAGUCCAAAAAGGACGCAGAUGAAAUCAUUGUGAUGCUGAGAUGGUUGACAAGAGUGUCGAAAUCGGACAUGACUCCAUCGCUGUAUGGCCUCAGUUUAGAAGAGGAAAUAAGAUCAUUUGAGCAGAGGGCCAUGCAUGUGAGCAAGGCCCUGCGUCUCUACAAUCUCCUCUUGAUGAAGCGCAGCGACUGCAUGCGGAGCAUCAUCGCAGAGUUCAACUCCAUCUCCCACAACCUGGACAAGAUGAAGAAGAAGGCCAAAACCAUGGGCAUAGCUGGGGGCACCACUGGUGCCGUGGGAGGGGUGACUGCAGUGAUAGGCAUUGCCUUGGCCCCUGUGACCAUGGGAGCCUCACUCAUCGCUACAGCCGUUGGUGCUGGCAUGGUAGCAUCCGCUGGGGGUAUGGGCGCGCACACUGUCAAGGCCAACAAGAAGACUGUGAAUAGGACGACAGUUGAGAGACUAGCAUAUGAUUAUAAGGGGAACAUUGUCGACAUAGAACACUGCCUGGAGUUUAUCCUCUCUGGUAUGAAUGACCUGCGAAGGCAUGACAUUGCCAGACUACAUAGGGCGGGAGCCCAGUCUGACGCACUAAAGAUGGCACAUCUGUCACAGACUGUGUUUCAGAAUAACGCGGACAAUGAAAAGAAGACUUCUUGUGGACUGUCGUCUCAGAAACUGCUUCGGGAUUUUGCCAAGGAAUUGGAUCAGUAUUUCACGGAGGAGGAGGGUGAAAUGCUGAAGAAGUCAAACAAAAGCAGGUUUUCUGGUCGCGUUCGUCUGCUGGCUGAAAAUCUGCAAGACCACCUGGAAUACCUCGUUCGAAUGUGGGAAAUGUUUAGCUGAAACAGAGAACUCUGGUGUGCAUGUGUGUGAGUGUGUGUGUUCGCACAUGGGUGUGUAUUACGUUUCAGAAUGUUUUGAUAUAUAUAUAUAUAUUUGACAUAUAUUUUAAU